This is a messenger RNA of Symbiodinium pilosum, 981 nucleotides long. The record is from the annotation of a GenBank genome assembly. NCBI's taxonomy places the organism in Eukaryota, Dinophyceae, Suessiales, Symbiodiniaceae.
GGUGGGGAGGUGGUGAAGCAGCUCUCUACGGAGAGCGGGGCGCGAAUUGAGAUCUCCAAGACCGAGAACGAGGGUGGCAAAGCUGGCGAGCGAACAGUCUACAUCAGCGGCCUCCAGGACGCAGUAGACAAAGCCAAGCAGCUCAUAGAUGACGCCAUCGAGAAGGCCAAAGAGCGGACUGGCCAGGUGAAUCCCAACGCCUGCACUUUGAAAGUGCCCCAUGAGCUGAUCGGCAUGCUUAUCGGACGCGGCGGAGAAACCAUUAAGGACCUCAAAAAGGAGAGUGGAGCCCGCAUUGACAUCGCCAAGGAGGCGGACGAAGAAGGCUGCACAGAAAGACAAGUGCACAUCACAGGGCCUCCAGAGUGCGUGGAGUUUGCCAAGAAGAUGAUUGAGGACAUGCUCGGCAAGUCCCGAGAGGGCCGUGAUAAAGAUGGACCGAGGAAACCAGGAGGGCGGGUCAUCAAGGUGCCCACUGACAUGAUCGGCGUCCUCAUCGGCAGGGGCGGCGAGACCAUCUCGAAGAUCCAGAAAGAGUCGGCGGCGCGGAUCGAGAUCCACAAGGAUGAUCGCGAUGCUCUGGAUCGCAGUGUUACAAUCAGUGGGCCCGCGGACAACAUCGAGAGGGCCAUCCGUGCCAUCGACGAUGUGCUCGAUGCUGCUGAGAGACAGGGCAAGGGCUCGCGACGCAGAAGAGAUCACGAUUCGAACGCUGAUGAGGGCGCACUGGUCCCCAUGGACCGGAAGCCAUCACCCGUCAGGGACAGCAGCUGGCUUUCAGAGAAAGUCUACAUUGAUGAGGUCGACAUGGCCUACAGACCAAACUAUCUGCCCGACCACGAGGAUCUGGGCUGUCAGUUGGGCUACAGCUUUCACAAGUUGUCACUCUUUGACAUUUGGGACAGUCAUGCGGCAUAUCGUACAAACUGGACAGGGCCGAGCGACACGCGGGCCAAUUCAUUGAUGAUGGCUUGCAAAUAA